AAAUGCAACGCAACAAUCUUUUUAGUUUGUUGCCAAGUACACGUCGGCUAAUAGAAGUCCGAGUCUUUUCCCUGGCCCCAUUAGCAUGGAUGGGUAUGGGCUGUGUUAAUUGCACUUGGACAAAUUGGUCACUUUGGGAAAUUGGCAUAUGAAAAUGAGAAAAUUAGAUUGUUUUCCUUGCCAGAACAAUAUUAGGUCGUGGACAUCAAGCAGCUCAGCACGCAUAUUGAAUCUAAAGGCUAUUGAUUUGUCAUUUGCAGUGAAUUGAAACUUAUAAACUGACAAUGAAAUUAUAUGGCAGUUAAGUAAGUUAUAAAGUACAUAAUGAAGAGCACACAAACUUAAUUUUCUGGCCCCACAAAGCAAAUAAAAUAAACCUAAUUUAAAACUGCAAGCAAUUUAUUUUAAAAAAAAUUUAUAAUUCAUGGAGGUGAAUUGAACUUGAUUUGUUAGGUUGAUUCCUAAAGUGUUAUGUGACCAUUUUUUUGGGUUUACAACUAACAAAAUUGGUUUGACAAAAAUGUUUUUGGUUAGUUAAAGAAAGUUACGUCUUUCUGUUGUGUCAUGCAAAAAACUUGCACCCUUUUUCGAUUGAGAGCCCUGAGCCAGGAAUCCUCAAAGCCGGCUGAAACCCAUCACCCACACGCACUCCGCCAGGAACCAUGGAAACGCGAGCUGGGAUAAGGGGACAAAGGAAAAAUAAAGAUUGAAGCCUGGCAAAUGUUUACAUAAUAUGGACCACAGCACCAUCCGCAGACGAGUCGAGGAGACUCUCCAGAUCCCAGACGGUAGGUGUGAUGUUUGAACUACACUCGACUGGGCCGGGCGCCUGCGUUGCCUUGUUCGUCUGUACUUUCCUUUAUUUUACUCCACUCCACUGCGCUGCGCUUUGCUCCUCUGUUUUACGGCCACUGUUUUUGCUUCGGCUGGCUGCCGGGCAAAGGCAAAUCCUGCCCAUCUCCAUCUGCAUCCUUGGGCCCUGGUUCUUCCAGCUGCAGCUCGGUAUCGCUGGUGUUAUUAACACUUCUGUUGACAUCCUUGGAGUCGCGUUUUGCGUCCUGAACACGGUGAAAUAUGAAAAGGUGUACUCGAGAUGAGACCAUCUAGUUAUGCACUAUUUCUGGUCCUCAAAAAACAUUGGAGCUGUACUGGGAAGAACUACAUAUUUCGGUGAUUUUAAUUCCAUUUAAGUUUUAGUUCUAAACACUGUUUUAUGAGGUUCAUGGGUCAAAUCACUUGCGCUAGUUAACGCAAAAAUAAACACAAAAUUGUAACAUUAAUAAAGGAUUUUCGAAUCACUCUAGAACAAACAGAUUAACAAUUUUUCUCUACUUUAAUCAUUAUAAGUUCAGUUGUUUUUUUUUAGCUCAGAUAACUUAAUGUAGAUUUUCCCAUUUUUAUCUCAUUAUUUUACAAUAUCAUAUAAAAAGUUGUGUACAACGUUUAGUUUCUGAUUUGACACUGGGUAACAUAGUCGUCGAUAAAAUGGGGUUUCGCUUUCUUUUUCCCCUCUUGUCAUUUCUUUCAUUUUUACUCUUUUUAUGUACUUAGCCGCCUUCUCAACUCAAUCUUUCCAUACGUGAAACAUUUUCAUUUUACUUUUGUGUGCAUGUAUGAAAUCUUUUUUUUUUUUUUUUUUUGCAUUUCUGAAAGCGACUCAAAGACCCAAAAACAACGUCGAAAAAAAAAAACACAUGAAAAAAAUAAUUCAUGUGUAUAUGAAUACGUAUUGUUGACAUAUUGAGAGAUUGCGGCAAUUUAGAGCAGACGACACCAUUUAAAAAGCCAUUAGGGUUCGCUCCGUCAGCUCAUAAUUACAAGCACAAUGGAAUCCCCCAUUAGUAGUUGGUUCGUAGCCAGCCAGUUAUCCAGUGGCCAAGUCAAGCGUCUUCCGAAUGUCUUUCCACAAGCUUAGCCUCCUCGUUUUCGGUUUACUGGCAAACUGCUUUUUGUGUGCCCAUGUGGUGCACGUGGAUCGGUUCGUCUUCACUGUCGAUGUUCAGGACCUGUUUGUGUCACAAAGUGCCUUUCUCGAGCAGGAGUACAAUCGCAGUUAUUUCUCGGGUCACAUAAUGAUCAAUCGGCCGAUCAAUGAGCUAACACUUCUUUCGUCAAUGGACAUUUUGCGCCCGCCGCGUCCGGAAAUGCGCCUAUAUAACGUUAAGCUAAACUUCUGUUCGAUUUUUAAUAAUGGCUACAAGAAUAAGUUCAUCAAAAUGAUGUACAAUAAUUAUGCAGAUUUUCUCAAUACUAAACCAAAGUGUCCACUAAAGGCGAAUUAUAACUACACCCUGACUAGGGCCUAUAUCGACGAGGCUUUGCUACCAGAUCUCCUUCCAGAGUGCACUUAUCGCAUGAAAAUGGCGUUUCAGCACAAAUCAAAGCUACUGGCUCAUAUGCAAGUUGAUGGAAGAUUGCUUGUGAAACAUUUUAGACCAUAAUAAUAUCCUAAUAAUUAUGUUCUUAAAUAAAAUAAGAAGCUUUUGAAUUUAUUUAUAGAAAAGUUUG
Drosophila elegans is the source of this 2508-nucleotide messenger RNA. RefSeq lists its product as uncharacterized. The record is from RefSeq and is a predicted model, not a curated record. The coding region runs from base 1896 to 2441 and encodes 181 amino acids. Lineage: Eukaryota; Metazoa; Arthropoda; Insecta; Diptera; Drosophilidae. The transcript is spliced from 2 exons.